CUCCAGCUGGGUGUGGACCUCUGUGUCCUCCAUCAUCCUUAGUUCAACAUGAAGCUCUAUUCUCCUCUGCUGUUUAACGUCUAGUUUAUUAGAGUCUCUCCAUUUGUGCAGGCUCAACUUUCCCAGAGCUGCCCUUAUAGGCAGCGGUAAUCAGGUUUAAAACUUCAUUAGCUUCUCUGGAGAUAAAGGUGUCCUAGCUGCAGAACUCUGAACAGAAGUCUCAAGUUCUUCAAAGGAUUAGAAAAGUUUUUCUCUUUGUGCUUGCUGCAGUCAGUCCUGUUUCUCUCUAUACUAUAAAUGCAUCAUCUAGUUGUUCAGCUUUGAAGUUGUGAGGUUGUCACAUAAGUUGACCUUUACUCUCCAUUUUAUAUUUUCAACAGUCUUAUUCCAUAUUUUCUGUGUACUUCUGAUUAAAACUAUCUUCGGCAUGUUUUCCACAUCCAGCUUUAGUUCGAUGUUUCCAUUUAGCAGAUUACCAGGAACCAUGUCUCAUUAGAGCAGAGUGAUAAUGUUUCCUCAGGGUUGGUAGUACAAUUCCUCCUUGUGCUUUAUUAAUUUGGUUUGACAUUGGCCCAAAGAGAUCCAGUUCAAUUCAAUUCAAUUAAAAGAUACUUUAUUGAUCCCCGAGGGGGAUUCCAGUACAACCCAUCCAAACAGACAUCAUGACACAAGACGAGGGGGAAGGGUCACCGAGGCUUUGCUGCCCACUCACAGGCGCUGCCCUUGCUAGAUGAGAAAAGAGGCCACAUUAGCAGUGAGAUGGAGAGCAGCAGCGAUGAGUCCCAGACAGAGUUUAUCUACUGCAGUGGAGCCGCCACAGAGGUGCUGAAGGUCGGCUCCGGUCGCCUCCUGUCAGGACAAAACAUGCUCUUCCUCAUCAUACCAGGUAACCCUGGGGUGGUGGGCUUCUAUAAAACCUUCAUGCAGACUCUCCACAGCAUACUGGGAUACCCUGUUUGGGCUGUGAGCCACGCUGGUCACUGUGCUCCUCCAGACUCCAUGGACAUGGUAGAAGAUGCCUCGGCAGCAGCAAAGAAGGACGUGUUCGGCCUCAACGGGCAGAUCCAACACAAGUUGACCUUCCUACAGAAACAUGUUCCCAAAGGAACCAGUUUAGUUCUUCUGGGACACUCCAUCGGCUGUUACAUAAUCCUGGAGAUGAUGAAGAGGGACCCUGAACUCAAGGUUCUGAAGGCCGUCAUGCUGUUUCCAACCAUCGAACGCAUGUCUCAGACUCCUCAGGGGAAGGUCAUGACUCCUUUGCUGUGUCAGCUGCGUUACCUGGCCUACCUGCCGCUCUUCCUGCUCUCUCUGCUGCCGGACAGCCUCACAGCUCUGCUCAUCAGACUGAUAUUCAGCAGCAUCCCAUCUCUGGAUCCCUGUGUUGUCCGACCUUCUGUAGAGCUGCUAAGUGGAGACUGUGCAGUGAAUUCGAUGUACCUGGGAGGCCAGGAAAUGAGGAUGGUUCUGGAAAGAGACAACACGACCAUCCAGAAGAACCUGGACAGGCUCACAUUUUACUACGGAGCGACGGACCACUGGGUCCCUGUGAGUUUUUUCCAGGAGAUAAGGAGGGAUUUCCCACAGGGAGACUUCAGACUCUGUGAAAAAGGCCUUCGCCACGCAUUCGUUCUGGAUUCAGGCUGGGAAGUAGCUCAGAUGGUUGCAGAAUGGAUCCGUGGAUCUUUGAGAACAUGAGCUUCUACAUCUGUGUUUGUGCCUGAGGACAUAAACCUGCCAGACAAAACUCUGGGAAAACAUGCAGGUUUCUGUUUGCAGCUCUGAAGUUGGAUCAAUAACUUCAAAACAACAAAUUCAGUUUUUACAGCAUUAAGUAAAAACAUUUCCAGCUUCACGUGUUUUCAGAUGCAGUUUUCAGUAAUAUUUCAUCAUAAGUAUUUUCAAAGGGCCAAGCUUUAGCUUUGUUUAUUUAGUUAUUAUAAUGUUAAAGGGGCAGUAUAUGGAAGGCUAAGAGCGCCACUAUUUGAUAAAGAAUCAGCGUUAAAUAAAUAUUCAUCUGUAGGAUAAUUCAAAUAAAACAAAAAAUGUGCAACUAAAUAACUAAAUGUCAGAAUAAGUAUUUACAUCUUUAUAUCAUUUAGUCAAUGCAUUAAUGUAAGAAUAAUUUACAUAUAUAUUUCAAAAAAUAUAUAUUUUAGUAUUUUUUCAUUAUUUCAUGGAUGUGUUGCAUUUAUAUUUUUAUGUUUUACACAAGGUGAUUGGUCCGCAGCUGAGUUGCUGUGCAGUUUAACCAAUCAGAUGCCUUAUUUGACGAGCCUUGAGAGCAAGAACCUUCUGGUGGUCACACGAUAGGUUUCAUUUGUCUGCAGUGGUUCCUGUAGGAGAUCUGACAGGUUAAACAGAACCUUCAGGUCCAAUUUUUCCAGAAACAUUCAGAGCUGAAAUAUAAUGGGAGGGAAUCAGAAACAAUCUGAAAAAUCCUCAAAAAAACUGCAAAAGGGAUCAAAAUGAUAAAUGGGUCCAUCGUUCUGCAACACGUUUAAACUUUGAAUGAUGGUUCUGAUGGUAACAAUGGCUGAGCUAUUGUGGUCCAGUAUACAGAGGAGUGGCAAACCUCAAAUCCCCACAGAAACAAGAUUAUGUGCUGUAGUACGUUUCCAGUGCUACUUUGGUACCAAAUACUGGAUUGAUUUAUUUCAGUAAUUGGGUCACUUUAAGCAGCAGGGAAGUGAUAGAGUAACAACAUCGCCCUCUGCUGGUCAGGUAGGUGGCGGCUUCACAGAGGAAGCAGUGGCUUCUGUGUAUCGGUUUAAAACCCAUUACUGUGAACAUGUUGCUGCAUGGAGCUGUGCAGCACAGCUCAUUUUGGGCGCAGUGUUCUGUGACAUCAUCUGGGCGUCUCAAAUCAGAGUCAACCUGGUCCAGGCAACAAAGACCAAGAUGGAGGAGAAGCUAAGGAUGUAGAAGGAUCUGGAAAUUUUCACACAAGAAUAACGAUCUAUAAUUUCAUCGAUCGUUUAUAUUUGUUUUCCGAAUAUCUGCACAGUGUCACCUCAUUGGUUGGCAGAAACCAGGAGAAGACUGGGACACCAGUACUAAGAAGCAACUUAAAACAAAUCUAGACACAAGUGCUUUUUAAAAACAUUAUGACCACCAUGUUAGUGGAUAUAUAUUCAGUUUAGAGUAAGUGUUCAGAACCUGGACAGGAGGAGGUUUCGUCUGUGAGGGUAUUUAACAAGGUUCAGGAGCCAUGGAGGUGCCUUGGUAGGAUCUGUCAUCGGAUUUAUUUACAUUGUAGUUUUCACUGUUGAUGCAAUUCAUGGAAAUCAGAGCUAUAAGUGUUGCUCCACCCGUACAGGUACAGCUUCACCUAGCUAACAGGACCGAUAAUUACAGUUCUACUGAAAAAUGGCCGAUUCCGAGAUGAGCCGAGAAGGUUCAGAUAUUCUGUUUAACCACAGAUGUCAGUCAGCCUCAAUCGGCUCUGAUCAGGGGGUAGUUUACCGAGCAGCAGGGAUGGACAGACACAAGGUGUCUACGAGCCCCAUCUGCUGCAUACAGGGCUGCAGGACCAUGCUGAUGCUGCAUGGAGCUUAACAAAUAAAUUUAACAGAUAAACGUAGACGAGAUCGUGACCUGAAGCCUCCCAUAGUGGUAUUGGUCUCUGCUGUCUCUGUGCUGAAGAUCUCUCUACCAGCCUAGUUUUUACAUUCAGAGUUUUAAUAAAGAUGGAGGGGCAAGCUUGGUGUGGAAGAACUUCAAAUGAUCCCAUAAAGGCGGUCCUAAACCUUGUGGAAAGCCUUCCUGAAGAACUUUUCAGCUGGUUCAUAUUUCUGUAUUAAAAUGAUCUUUUAAUGGUC
Girardinichthys multiradiatus is the source of this 3821-nucleotide messenger RNA. RefSeq names its product lipid droplet associated hydrolase (gene ldah). Gene Ontology annotation, biological process: lipid storage. Gene Ontology annotation, cellular component: lipid droplet. NCBI's taxonomy places the organism in Eukaryota, Metazoa, Chordata, Actinopteri, Cyprinodontiformes, Goodeidae. The record is from RefSeq and is a predicted model, not a curated record. Bases 760 to 1698 code for a protein of 312 amino acids. The transcript is spliced from 7 exons. Gene Ontology annotation, molecular function: lipase activity.